CACGAAACCCAACAACUAGCUUCACCAUUAGGCCGUGAGAAACUUGUUGGUUGUUGGCUUGUUGCCCAUAACGGGUUAACCGUUAACGGCUAUUUCGCAACGAGAACCGGGCAACGGCAGGUACCUUCCUCCUCGAAGAAAGGAAUCCUCAGCUUCCCCCGUUCAAUUCUUUCCUCUCAUUUCCUUUCAAUCUACAGAGCCCCGAUACGGAGAAUCGGAAAGAGUGUAGAGAGAGAGAUGAGGUCAUUACCGUACGCCGAUGCCGACAGCCAUAUGAGAGCCUUGGCCGGCCGGGCGGAAGGUUUCGGCCGGAUGGCAAUCGGCGGUCUCCACGGAGCACUCUAUUCGGUCACCUCAUUGGCAGAUGAUGGCCCUGGAUCACUCCGAGAGGGAUGCCGAAGGAAGGAGCCACUGUGGAUUGUGUUCGAUGUCUCCGGGACGAUUGACCUAAAGACAUUUUUGAGCGUGUCGUCUUACAAGACGAUCGAUGGGCGUGGCCAGAGGAUUAAGUUCACUGGGAAGGGUUUGAGGCUGAAGGAAUGUGAGCAUAUAAUCAUCUGUAACCUUGAAUUUGAAGGUGGGAGAGGGCAUGAUGUCGAUGGGAUUCAAAUCAAGCCGAAUUCGAGGCACAUAUGGAUCGACAGAUGCAGUCUUCGUGAUUAUGACGAUGGCCUCAUUGAUAUCACUCGUCAAAGCACUGAUAUAACUGUCUCUAGGUGUUACUUUGCUCAACAUGACAAGACCAUGCUUAUCGGAGCAGAUCCCACUCAUGUGGGCGAUAGAUGCAUUCGUGUGACUAUUCACCAUUGCUUCUUUGAUGGAACCCGGCAGAGACAGCCUCGUCUUAGAUUUGGGAAAGUUCAUCUCUAUAACAAUUACACUAGGAAUUGGGCAAUCUAUGCUGUCUGUGCUAGUGUGGAAGCUCAGAUAUAUUCGGAGUGCAAUGUAUAUGAAGCUGGAGAGAAGAAAAAGGUCUUUGAAUAUUACACAGAGAAGGCUGCUGAUGCAGAAGAGGCCAAGUCUGGCUUUAUAAAAUCUGCAGGAGAUGUGUUCCUGAAUGGAGCUCUGCCAUCUCUUCAACCUGUUAUCGCUGAAGAUUGUGUGUUCCAUCCAAGUGAGCAUUAUGCAAACUGGACAGUGGAGGCUCCCUCGGAUUCUUUAAAGGGAGUUCUUCAAGUCUGUGCAGGUUGGCAAGCUCUUCCUCGACCAAACGAGAACAUCCCGAACUAGAAAUAACUAGUUUAAUAUUUCCUCGCUCUCUUCUACAUUGUACCUUAUGUUUGUAUUUUGUUGCAUCUGUUUACGUCUAUUGUCAUAGGCUCUCACACAUUACUGUGUGCAAAUGGAGGGUGAAAAUGGAAGGUGUAAAUUUUUUGUAUCCAGCUAACUGAUCUAGGUUUUCAAUUGAACUUUGUGAAUGGUGAUGCAGAAUAAUUCCAGAACACAUUU
Linum trigynum is the source of this 1449-nucleotide messenger RNA. The record is from the annotation of a GenBank genome assembly. Lineage: Eukaryota; Viridiplantae; Streptophyta; Magnoliopsida; Malpighiales; Linaceae.